UGGUUUGACAUUAAUGUCCAAGAUGUGUGUCUGCUCUACAGUUUAAUAACAAUAAUGGAUGAUGGCUACCAGGCGUUCGGGUAUACCCAACGCUAGUGAUAAUUCUCUUAUUUCUGACAUUGGCAGAGAAUUAUUUGAUGCUUGUCGUUAUGGUGAUGUUUCGAGAGUUAGAAAACUUGUAACACCUCAAAAUGUCAAUGCCAGAGAUGCUGCUGGACGGAAAUCAACUCCAUUACACUUUGCAGCUGGAUUUGGUCGUAGAGAUGUUGUUGAACAUUUGCUUCAGAAUGGAGCUAAUGUUCAUGCAAGAGAUGAUGGUGGAUUAAUUCCAUUACAUAAUGCUUGUUCCUUUGGCCAUGCUGAAGUUGUUCAACUGUUGCUGAAGCAUGGAGCUGAUCCCAAUGCCCGUGAUAACUGGAAUUACACACCUUUGCAUGAAGCAGCUAUCAAAGGGAAAACUGAUGUUUGUAUAGUCUUACUUCAGCAUGGUGCUGAUCCAGCUAUACGUAAUACAGAUGGGAAAACAGCUCUUGAUCUAGCUGAUCCAUCAGCUAGAGCUGUUCUUACAGGAGAGUAUAGAAAAGAUGAGCUUCUAGAAGCUGCACGUAGUGGAAAUGAAGAAAAAAUGAUGGCAUUACUAACACCUCUAAAUGUUAAUUGCCAUGCAAGUGAUGGAAGGAAGUCAACACCUUUACACUUGGCAGCUGGUUACAACCGAAUUCGAAUAGUUCAACUUCUUUUACAGCAUGGAGCUGACGUUCAUGCCAAAGACAAAGGGGGUCUAGUUCCUCUGCAUAAUGCUUGUUCAUAUGGUCAUUUUGAAGUCACAGAGAUUUUAAUCAAACAUGGUGCCAAUGUAAAUGCUAUGGAUCUGUGGCAGUUUACUCCAUUACAUGAGGCAGCUUCAAAGGCUCGUGUUGAAGUUUGUUCACUUCUUCUCAGUCAUGGCGCCGACCCCACCUUACUCAACUGCCAUUCCAAAAGUGCAAUUGAUGUAGCUUCAGCACGAGAUCUUCCUGAAAGACUUUCUUAUGAAUAUAAAGGCCAUUGUUUAUUAGAAGCAGCACGUCUUGCAGAUCCUGCACGGGUUAAAAAAUAUUUAUCUUUAGAUGUGAUUAAUUUUAAGCAUCCAUUCACUGGAGAUACACCUUUACACUGUUCAGUAAGUUCACCAUAUCCAAAACGAAAGCAUGUAACUGAAGUUUUCAUCAGAAAAGGAGCAAGCUUGAAUGAAAAAAAUAAAGAAUACUUAACACCUCUUCAUGUUGCUGCUGAUAAGUCUCAUUUUGAUGUAACGGAUGCUUUGCUUAAACAUGGUGCAAAAGUAAAUGCACUUGAUGGUUUGGGUCAGACUGCUCUGCACAGAUGCGCAAGAGAAGGAAAUGUGCAAGCAUGCAGAAUAUUACUUUCUUACGAUAUUGACACAUCUAUUAUUAGUUUACAAGGGUAUACAGCAGCUCAAGUUGCAAAUGAAAGUGUUCAGAAAUUACUGAGUGAGCCAACAACUGUAGGCAUCGAUAUUGAAUAUCAGCUUCUUGAAGCUGCAAAAGCAGGAGACAUGGAAGUUGUAAAGAGGAUAUUAGCUACUCAUUUACCUGUUGUCAACUGCCGAGAUGUUGAUGGUAGACAAUCUACUCCUUUGCAUUUUGCUGCUGGAUACAACAGGGUCUCUGUUGUGGAGUAUCUCCUACAGCAUGGUGCUGAUGUCCAUGCUAAAGAUAAAGGAGGUUUGGUUCCUUUGCAUAAUGCUUGCUCAUAUGGUCAUUAUGAGGUUGCAGAAUUGCUUGUAAAGUAUGGUGCCAAUGUAAAUGUUGCUGACCUCUGGAAAUUCACACCAUUGCAUGAAGCUGCAGCUAAAGGAAAAUAUGAAAUUGUAAAACUGCUUUUAAAGCAUGGUGCUGAUCCAACAAAAAAGAAUCGUGAUGGUCAUACACCUUUAGAUUUGGUUAAAGAAGGAGAUCAGGAUGUUGCAGAUUUGUUAAGAGGUGAUGCUGCUUUAUUAGAUGCUGCAAAGAAAGGUAACCUCAGUAGAGUUUUAAAAUUGGUAACACCAGAGAAUAUUAACUGCCGAGAUUCUCAGGGUAGAAACUCCACGCCUUUGCAUCUUGCAGCUGGUUACAAUAAUUUAGAGGUUGCAGAAUUCCUUCUGGAACAUGGAGCUGAUGUUAAUGCCCAAGACAAAGGAGGUCUAAUUCCUUUGCACAAUGCUUCAUCCUAUGGACAUUUAGAUAUAGCUGCAUUACUAAUAAAGUAUAAUACAGUUGUAAAUGCCACUGAUCGAUGGGGCUUCACUCCUCUCCAUGAAGCUGCUCAAAAGGGCAGGACACAGCUUUGUGCUUUGUUGUUGGCACAUGGAGCUGAUCCUACAGUAAAAAAUCAUGAAGGGCAAACACCAUUUGACUUGGCCACUGCUGAAGAUGUGAAGUGUUUGCUUGUUGAUGCCAUGCCACCUCCAUCAUUACCUCCAUCCACCAAAAGCAGUACUGUUGCAACCUCUGUGAUACCAGUUAUUGCUUCUUCAAGUAUUUCAACUCCAUCUACCAUUGCAAAUUUUCCUGUCAUUGGGUUGGAAGAUGAUAUUCCACUUUCAUUGAACUUACUUUCUUCUCAGAAGAUGCCUAAUGUAUCAGUCUCAGGAUCACAGCAUGGUGAUGGUUGUAUGGAUUUCGACAGAGCAGAAGCUCCAGAUCCAACAAUGGAGAAUAUCGGGAUUUCGGGUUUUCUCUCAAAUCUUGGCCUUGAUCAUUUAGCAGACAUAUUUGAGAAAGAACAGAUUACCCUUGAUAUUCUGGCUGAAAUGGGUCAUGAAGAAUUGAAACAGAUUGGUGUAAAUGCUUAUGGGCAUCGGCAUAAACUCCUGAAAGGAAUAGAAAAGUUGUAUACUGGCCAUAAUGCAUCUACAUUUAUGCCAAAUAAACCUGGCACAUUGUUGGUUGAACUCAGUCCAGAGGACAAAGAAUAUCAAGCAGUUGAUGAGGAAAUGCAAGCCACUAUCCGGGAGCAUAGAGAUAAUGGACAUGCUGGUGGUGUUUUUGCUAGAUAUAAUAUUUUAAAGAUUCAGAAAGUUAGGAAUAAAAAGCUAUGGGAGAAAUACUGCCACAGACGGAAAGAAGUUGCUGAAGAAAAUCACAGUCAAUCCAAUGAGCGUAUGUUAUUUCAUGGGUCUCCAUUUAUCAAUGCCAUUGUACAAAAAGGUUUUGAUGAAAGGCAUGCUUAUAUUGGAGGAAUGUUUGGAGCUGGAAUAUAUUUUGCUGAAAAUUCGUCUAAAAGCAAUCAAUAUGUGUAUGGAAUUGGAGGUGGCACUGGAUGUCCGGUCCAUAAAGAUAGAUCAUGUUAUGUAUGUCAUAGGCAAUUACUUCUAUGUCGAGUAACUUUAGGCAAAUCCUUCCUUCAGUUCAGUGCAAUGAAAAUGGCACAUGCACCACCUGGCCAUCAUUCUGUUAUAGGCCGUCCAAGUGUGGGUGGAUUAUCUUAUCCUGAAUAUGUCGUAUAUCGAGGAGAACAGGCAUAUCCAGAGUAUCUCAUUACAUACCAAAUAGCAAAACCAGAUGCUGAACCUCCUCCACCUCCUUCAUCAUGACCUUCUAGUAAAAUAGAUUAUGAAAUUUUUUCACCAUCUCUUUGAAUUAAAUGCAUCCAUUGCUUCCAUGCUUCCUCAAGGAAAAAUCUGGAUAUUAACACUCAGUCAAAAAAGAAGAAGAUAGUUCUAUAUCUUCAUUUCUACUUGGUUGAUUAAUGAAAUUCAGUUUGCGUUUUUCAUGUCUUGAAACCAUGACUUUAGAUAUAUAUAUAUAUAUAUAUAUAUAUUAG
Messenger RNA from Stegodyphus dumicola, 3810 nucleotides. RefSeq names its product tankyrase (gene Tnks). NCBI's taxonomy places the organism in Eukaryota, Metazoa, Arthropoda, Arachnida, Araneae, Eresidae. Gene Ontology annotation, molecular function: NAD+ poly-ADP-ribosyltransferase activity; protein binding. The record is from RefSeq and is a predicted model, not a curated record.